UGUUAAGAGUACAGAGAAAUCAUUUGGGCUGUGCUUUGGUAUCUAAGGGUGGGGUUAUUUUUACAUAUACAACAGAGCGAGGCCUUCCUGGGACUUGGGGGUUUUUUUUUGGCUUCCUGGAGAAACAGUAGAAAAUGCAAAACAACGAAAUAAUAAAGCCUGCUAAAUACUUCUCAGAAGUGGAAAAGAGUGUGCUGCUUGCAUUAGUUGAAAAAUACAAAUAUGUACUUGAGUGUAAAAAAAGCGAUGCAAGAACUAUUGCAUUGAAACAACGUACUUGGCAAGCGCUUGCCCAUGAAUAUAAUUCUCAACCUAGUGUAUCACUGCGAGAUUUCAAGCAGUUAAAGAAAUGCUGGGAAAAUAUCAAGGCACGGACAAAAAAGAUAAUGGCACAUGAAAGACGGGAGAAAGUAAAAAGAAGUAUUAGUCCACUUAUAAAUACUCACAUCAUAGGGAAAGAGAAGAUUGCCAGCAUGAUGCCUGAGCAAAUGUACUUUAUACAGAGUCCACCAGAAGAAGAUUCUGAAUAUCAACCUGAUGCUUCUAACCAAGAGUCAUUUGCUGUCUCAAACAGAGAACUGUGUGAUGAAGAGAAAGAGAUAGUACAUUUCCCAAUAUGUGAAGGCACCUCCCAACCUGAGCCCUCAUGUUCAGCUGUCAGAAUAACAGCGAAUAAAAACUACCGAAGUAAAGCCACUCAGGAGGGAGCUUUGAAAAAGAUGCACGAGGAAGAGCAUCACCAGCAAAUGUCAAUUUUACAACUGCAACUGAUACAAAUGAAUGAAGUGCAUGUGGCAAAAAUACAACAGAUAGAAAGGGAGUGUGAGAUGGCUGAAGAGGAACACCGGAUAAAAAUGGAAGUGCUAAAUAAAAAGAAAAUGUAUUGGGAGAGAAAACUGCAAACCAUCACAAAAGAAUGGCCUGUAUCAUCCUUUAACAGACCCUUUCCUAAUUCACCCUAGAAUUUAUGGUGGGCAGAGAAAAUCUGAUUGAGCACAUUGUUACUAAGGUGUAUUGGCAAGAGGGUCUAUUAAAAUUAAUGUAGUGUGACAGAGUGGAUGUUCAGUCAAUAGUGAACAUGUUUGGACUCCUUAAUACCAUCUAGGAAUACAGAUUGGAUGAGUCUAAUAAGGAAAAGUUCUAUAGUUCAUUUGUGGGUGAGCUCUGAAAGUAAAUUGUCUCUUCUUUGAGUUUCAGAUAUGCACAGUAGUACUUGUGAAUUGUGAGCAUAACGUUUGUUCCUCUAUCAAGUUCCAACUGCCCUUUUUUAAUCUAGGAAGUUCCUAUAGAGUAGACACCCCUGAAAUUUGAGUAUGGUUUAAAACUUCGGCUUUACAACUUUACACUUUAAAUUAUAUUGCCUGUUUUCUAGCCCUUUCCUCCAUUUCCUGGUUGAAGGCAGGGGUUGGAGUCAUUCUUUGUUCUCACACUGAUCACAGCAGAUAUUUGACAGGCAGUAACCUAACUGCUAUACAGGGACAUAGAGGAAAUCCCCUCCCCAUCUUUCUUUUUUUAUUACUAUUUUAUUAUUCCUUCUCUGCAGCAGGUAAGUGAAAAUGAAGGAGCCAGUGAGGAGACAAGAGGACCAUUCUAGUAGGUAAUUUGCAGGGAAAGGAAAUCAAAACCUCCAACCAGCUGGCUGAUUGAGACGAUGGUUGGGCAUUGGCCUGCUCGCUGCUAGGGCCAUAACUGUUGGAAAGAGGGAAAGAAGAGGAUAUUUUCCCAGAAGCAGCUACUUUUGCCUGCCCUCUCUCAGUCCUAUCCUAUCACCCAGAUAUAUAUGCAGGAACUAGAAGUAGGUGAGGGAAGAUGCUACUGCAGUUGCUAGAGAAAGAAGACCGCCCCUUAACUGCACUGUACACCUGACAUCAUUCUGUGGAUAAAAGCUUUUCUGCUGCUUCAUGUAGCUCUUAAGAAGCAGCUGGCUGGCUAUCUUGCCAACAAGCAGUUCUUCCCAGCAGCCAGCUAAUGGAUUUAGAUCUUGCUCCUUAUUAGAAGUGAGGUCUGUUGUGGAUCCUGCUCUUUUCUCACCAACUCAACAUACUUCUAGAGGUAAAGGCAGAUUUUCACUUGGUGCGGUGCUCUAUACCUGUGAAUUCUGUCUGCUUGGCUGUGUCCCACAUGUCAGCCCAGAGCCACCCUGCCUCUGCUAUCAACCAGGGAUUCCUGUUGUCUUUAUUUACUUAUAUGUAUCAGAAUAGCACCUAGGGGCCUCAACAGAAACUGGUGCCCUCUUGUGCUAGGUGCUACACAGACACAAUAAAAGAUUGCCCCCACCCUGAAGAUCUAGGCUAAAGAAGACAAGGGCUGGGAAAUGGGCAAUACGAAACCAAGGGUAAAGUAUUAAAGUGCACAUUUUAGAACAAAUUUAGAGGUUUACUCUAAAGGAUCUUCCUCUAUCCGAAAAGGUGUUUUGGAGGGAGAGGCAUUUUAAAUGAGCAGAAAAACCCUUAUUUUUUAUUCAGUUAUAAAAUUGAGAGUUCCAUUAUUUUAAAUGUAUUUUCCCCCACAGAUAAUGGUUAAUAGGAAGAAAACCAUACAUUAGCAAUAUUUUUCAAAUGAAAACAAAUUUUAAAAGGUGUCAUCUUCCCUCUGUUGUGUUCCACCUCCUGCCUCUUCUCUGGAUUUCCUUCCUGCUGCGAGCUUUCAUAUUUAUUUUUCUCUUGGUCACUUUUCCCUGCUGCUGAUACAUACUUGUAGGCUUUGCUCCGGUCAGUCAUAAUAUGCUGCCUGCACCAUAGUGGUGAAAGUGAAGAGAGUGGUGCUGUUUCAGUGCUGCUUCUCCUGAAUGAUUGACAAAAUCAGUUCUGGCAGAGAUGCAGCAGGCACAAACAUGAGGCUGGUAUGAAAUCUAAAGGGCAAUUCUAUUGGGUAGCAAAAUCCCAUUCUCAGUGUGGAUGGACUCCCUCUUCUGGCAAUUGGCUGUAAGAAGGAGAAGACAGUAGGGCGUGAGGGUACUAAUUCUGUUGGCCUGAAAGGAACACAAUGUUGGAGUGUGGGACGAUAAUCUAUGAUUCAGGGUAGGGGGAAUUAAAGAGGAGAAUUAGGGUUGGGGAGGGCAAUUCUUUGAUCUAAGGUCUUGAACUGUGGUUUAGGGGGUGAGAAUGCUUUGAGUGGAGAUGGUGAUGGCCCAUGCACCUAUUAAAAAAAAAAAAAAAAAAAGGUGGGAUGGAGACUAUAUAUUAGUGUCACACUGAGACUGACAAGGCCCUCCCCAUACUGCUACUGGCUGAAAACCACUCAGAACUACCCAGCGUAAAAAAAUAGGUAAGGUAUCAGAAGGUGAGGAAAAGAAACAUCUUGAGAGUUGGGGAGGGAGCAGGAGUGAAGAGAGAAUGUGGAUUUGAAUGGGAUGGGCCUAGAAGAUAAUACAGCAUGCUCCAAGGAGAUUGUGAUAUCACCUCAUUUUUGACUCUUUAUGGUGAUAGCACUGCUUUAUGAGAUACGUUUUUAUUUUUAUAGUCCAAAGAAAUUCAUUUAAAUUACGCAUAUUUUCAGAUUACCAAGUGGGUGAUGUCUCAGAUUGGAUAUACACCCUUAGAGCCUUAUUCACACAGAGUAUUAAUUAUGAAACCAAAAUGUACAGCAUUUGGAGUGGACAAGAGGGCCUUUGAAUUCAGUCACUGUUGUAAAGAAGUAUAGCAGAAGGAUUGGAAUUGGAAAGAACAAGAUAAAAAGUUUAAGGAAAGGAUAUCUAGUGUGAGUAUUAUGCCUAGGGACAUGGUGUUGAGUACCACAAGAUGUCUGGAGACAUUGGAACAAUAUAUAAGGAAGUCUUACUGAUCCAGCUAGACUUACAGAAUGAUUAUUCCCUGUAUUGUCCUAAUAUAUAUCCUCUUGGAUAACACUUAAAGUUUUUCCUCUCUCUUCUUUCUGGCUUACAUCUUUAUAUCCUCCAUUAGCUGUUUGGCCAAGAUUCUUAGUUUUUUUUCUAAAUCUUUUCUCAUAAGUAAAUCCCAGCUGCCCUAAACUAUUCAUUUCUCUUCUCUGAAUUUCCUCCAAAUUGUUUACAUCUUUCUAGUAUUAAGGUACCCAGAACUGAACAUGAUGGGCCAAAAUUAUCCCUGGUUUAACUCCAUGGAUGAUAAAUUAUACCAGUGCGGCAUUUGACCCAGCAUUCCAGUUGUGGUCUGUUUGUUCAUACAGAGAGAAACUGUCAUCUCCCUGGCCAUGACAUGAUGCAUCUGCUUAUAUUGUCCAAUAUCACAUUGACUUUUUUUUACUGCCAUAUCAAAUUGGAGCUCAUCUAAUUUGCUAUCCACUGUCACAAGUAAGUCUUUUUCUGCAUUACUUGUUUCAAAAUUUCUGUCUCUCAAGAUCUGUUUCAUUUAUUAUUCCCCAGUAAUACAAGCUUGCAUAUUUCCAGGUAGAAUCUCAUUUUGCUGUUUUCUGCCUUUGGCUUUGAUCAUACUUAACCCAAGAUCUGUGCACAGAGUGGACCCUUCUUGCAUAGAUCUCCUUCCUGCAUGGAAAGUGGGCUCCACUUACUGCAUGCACAGUCACAUACCCGUUCUGCUGACCCCAUGAGGAGCCCUUUGGGGACUUGGCGAAGGAAGUGGGGAAGACUGGGCAAGCUAGGAGAAAGAAGGGGGUAGAGGGAAAUGUUGUUUCCUGUCCAGCUCUAAAGAGCUCAGACAGGAAAGACUAUGGCCCCAGGCUGUAUGUUAUCUCUUCAGCUGAGUCCUCCCUCAGGACCAGAACUGGUUCAGCAGCAGUGUCUGCAUAGGCGGCCCUGGCCUUCCAUUGUUCCUCGGGGAUGUUUGGGGUGGGCUCAGUGGCCUUUUCCAACACUCCCUGCCCAUAGGAUGAUCAUAGAAUAUCAGGGCUGGAAGGGACAUCAGGAGGUCAUCUAGUCCAACCCCCUGCUCAAAGCAAGACCAAUCCCCAACUAAAUCAUCCCAGUCAGGGCUUUGUAAAGCCUGACCUUAAAAACCUAAGGAGAUUCCACCACCUCCCUAGGUAACCCAUUCCAGUGCUUCACCACCCUCCUAGUGAAAAAGUUUUUCCUAAUAUCCAACCUAAACCUCCCCCACUGCAACUUGAGACCAUUGCUCCUUGUUCUGUCAUCUGCUACCACUGAGAACAGUCUAGAUCCAUCCUCUUUGGAACUCCCUUUCAGGUAGUUGAAAGGAGCUAUCAAAUCCCACCUCAUUCUUCUCUUCUGCAGACUAAACAAUCCCAGUUCCCUCAGCCUCUCCUCAUAAAUCAUGUGCUCCAGCCCCCUAAUCAUUUUUGUUGCCCUCCGCUGGAUUCUUUCCAAUUUUUCCACAUCCUUCUUGUAGUGUGUGAGAAUCUCCAUGAAAGGAUUCACAUGGAAAGUUCUUCAUCUAGAGCCCUACCCAUAGGCCUUACCAUGCAAGGGGAGUAAUCUCUCUCUCUUUUUUUUUUUUUAAUAUCUCUAGGACCUGUUGUAUUGUUUCUCUCACUUUCCUGGUGCUUACAGCCAGUUUUUCCUCACCUGCUGUACUGGCACAACCUUUGAUUGAUGACUGUUUCAAUUUUCUGUUUAAAGAAUGCUGAGUUCAGCCACAUUAGAUACACUUUUAGAGUUAACCCUUUUUCUUGUUUAAAUGGGCACAUUGUAUGUCUAGUAUUUCUUUUUCCCAGGUAUUCUUUAGAGUUCUUACUUGCUGAACCAGUUUGGCUAGACUUAACUCAUUCAUCUUUAUUUUUUCCUUCAACCCUCAACUGUCUCUCCCAGGCCACAUCCUCAGACCAAAUUUCAGUGAUUGUGUGCUGCCCUAAAGAGGGAGCCAGGUAUUUCCCUGCUAUAAGGGAAUCCCCUGGGUGACAUAAAGCUGGCAUAGCCAGCUCUAUCAGCACCUGCUCUUCCUUCCCACUGUGUAGGGUGUGUGUUGGAGCGAGGCUAAUGUACACUGUACUCUGACCAAUCACUGGUCCCUGGAGUGGUCCCUAGAGGGACUUCUGCAGCUGACAUAAUUUAGAUCAGCACUUAGGCUGCUCUAAAUGAUGCUAGGGUCAAAGCAGCCCCUGGCUGCCCUAGGACUAGGGGAACUGAAAGGAAGAUUCAGAGCCAAAUUCUUGUUUCAUUUCCAUUCCUCCUUACUUGUUUUUUGUUUUUUAGUCUCAAAUUUAAACAGUUCCUCCUAAAGACAGAUUUUUUUUAUAAUUCUUCUGAUGCAUGUUUUAUUUUUGUGCCAAACUCAUAAAGUCCACCAUCAGUUCAGUCCUGUGGUUUCAUACAUGUGGGUAGCUUAUUCAAAGAUGUUUUGUAUGUGUCAGGCACAGAUAGCAGUUUCACCUUGUGUUUUUCAUGCUCUGUUUCCUUACUCAAUGGAGUUCCUGCUGUCUGUCUCAUUAUCAAACUAUCUCACUGUACAUGCCUUUCUGUAAAUACUUCAGACACUAUCCACCUUUUCCUCUCUUUCUGUCUCCUGUCAGAUAUUGAGAGGUAAUCACAAUAUCUUUGUAAUGUGAGUAUUAAUGCGUUACUAAAAUUAAUAUAUUUAGAUUAGUAAAACAAACACAAUAAAAAGAUGGUAGAAUAAUAUGACAGAAAUGUUAACACGAUUUAAGAAAUUUUAUACAAGGCAGAUGGUCAAUAAUUUUGAAGAAUGAAAAGAACUUGUUGCCAACUGUAAAAAUAAAAGAACUACCAAUUUUGUGCCAGUAGAAAUAUACACAGUGCUCUUUGCUUUUCCAAACUCAUAGAAUUAUUUUGGUGCUUUUGAAUUCUGGGGGAUUUUGCAUUUUUAUAUAUUUUUUAAACAUGGAAUUACAUAGAACAAGUUAGUUCACUUAGAUGUAAAGCAAGUACACAGGGGAAUGUAGAUAGACUUUAUGGCAUAAUAAAAUAGCACAUUAACACAUUGGAUAUGCCUACAAAAUUUCAGAUACUUAGACACAUUUGUUGAUGCCUCCCUCCCUACAACAUUCUCACAGUCCCUUGCUUCCUCCCUUCAGUACCUUGAGUCUUCUCCCGCUGGUUGCACUGUGCUUGAUAUUCUCCAUGGGAUACCAAAGCUCUUUCCUCUAGUGCCAGCAGUUUAUCUUUCAAGGGAGUUUGUGAAUGGGCCAGAUCCACUGCACAAUAUGUCCUCUCAGUAUGGUCUUUCCUAAAAAACAUUCCCAAGGUUUGCCUUUGUUUGUAUUUUGUUUUAGGCACUAACCAUACCAAACAAAGCUUGGGUCAGGAAUGCAAAGAGUUCACCACAGACAAUUUUCCUAGCUUCUUCUCAAACUAACUUAAUUCUGUGGUUUCUCCUCGCAGGGCACUUCCUGUAUCUCCCUCUAGCUCUCCUAUCUCAGAGAGCUGCUGAGUGUUGAUUUCUGAGCUGAUUAUAAAGAUACCCGCCUAAUCUGGCUAUCAGUGUGAGUCAGUUGAGUUGCUCUGCACCUACACACAUGGUCCUAAGACAUUCUCAGAUGUUGAAGGCUCCCCUUUCUCCACCCUCCUCUAAAGAGCUUCCCUUUGAGAAGAUGGACUACAUAUCCGUCAUACCCAGCCUCUAGUCAACUUUUCUUUGGGGAUCUAGAUACCUAUCCUUUCUGGCAGUAACAAUAAUAGGCUGCCAAAAGUGCUAGACUUUUCUACUUGCCCCCAAAUUAUACUGAAUGGAAAUUGUGUAUGUUUGAUGGCUGUAUGCCCCAGAAUGCAUGCUGUGUGCAAAAGGUAUUUGAGAGUUAUUUCUCUAUAGUUGGAGUCUAGCAGGCAGGCUGCCAAAUGUGCUGGGCACAACAAUCAAGGAAAUAGAAUGAGGAGGAGGGCCUAUUGGACAGUUAUGGGAGAUAAUCAGCUGUGUUGAUGGGGGAGUGCAGAUGGGGUCACAGUGCAUAAUCAAACUGAUAAGAACCAAACAGUAUCUUUGUCCAGUCUUCUGACUGAUCUUGAAGAAAUUUCCCAAUAUUUAGAAUAGCUAGAAAUCUUCUUUUCCCCUUCCUUUCCCUGCUAAGUGCAGGCUGGAUGGAAACUAGAGAAUUCUUUCCCUUAAAAAAAAGUAAGCUAGAUUUUAGAUAGUGCUUAUUAUUUAAUUAUUAUUUAAUUUCUUAGUUUGUUUUUAUGUACCUCGGAAUUGUAAGUGUGUUUGUUUUCUUUAUGCUUUAUAAGCACACUAUGGGCUAUAUUGCUCAGUUCCUGGCUCUGGAGGUUAAAAUCCCUAUUUAGCCAUGUUUGUUGUCAUGAGGGGAAGACAGAUGUGGGGUCACAUUGCAUAUAAUUUGUGCCAUAUCAUUCCCAUCUUUGAACCCUUCUCAGAGAUCUAGGGCCAUUCUUGAAUGCUCCUGUGUCAGAAGUUGGUGUUACAUGCCAAGUUAUAAUUAUUUAUUGUACAGCACCAACCAGGUGGUAGGUACAGUGAUGGAAUAUAAAACCACCAAGCUGUGUAAGGUGGGUUUAUUUUUUUUUUUACCAGACUUACUCCAGAAUAUAGACUGCAUCACAGGAAUCUGACUGGGAGAUUCAUUUGGCCCAGUCAUGGCCUGGUACUCCAUGUUCCCUUGGCAGAAGUCAAAUAUAGGGGAAUAGGAUCAAUGUUUUGUAAGGUCAGAUGCAUUCUUCAGCAGUUCAGUCCAGGACUUUGGAUACUUAACCUGUUACUCUCAGUGAGGUCUUGGGUUAAAAACUGUUGAACUAACCAUCUAAGUAUCCCAAAGAAAUUAUUCCUGAAGUCUAUGAGCUCCUCUGUUAAUUUUUGAAUACCCAAAACUGUUGAUCCUGGGGAGUUUGUACUAUUACAUCAGUAAGAAAUCCUAUCUGUUUUCUAAAGAACUUUUGGAUACUGUCAAAUCCAUAAACUCUACCCAUUAUGUUACAGAAAGUAUACAUCAAGUGGGUUAUUUGAUAGAGUUGGUGUUUUACUCCAAACUGAAUUUCCCCUGUGAUGGAAGUCAUCAUUGGUGCUUCCCUUAUGGAGAGUAGUGUUGACCCAGCUAAAAUAUGCUGUGAGUCAGCCUCUGCUCAAGAAACUAGAAUGUCCAAUCCAGUUAUUGCCCAAUUUCAGUUUUCCAGGCCAGACGUAUUUGAGAAGUUUGUUUUGUUUUUUAGACCUUCUAGCCUUACUUGGAAAGGAGUCUAAGGUUUAUUAUUAUUAUUAUUAUUAUUAUUAUUAUUUUGACUGAUGGUUUUGAGACAACUUUCCAUACUGCUCUUACUCUGCUAUUUGUUUUUGACACUCUUGAUCAUGACUCCAUGCACUAUGUGGAGGAGAUGGGAUUCCUUUCAGCUACCAAAUCAGUGGUGGAUAAUCCUUUAUAAGCAUGGAGGCCCAUUAUCCUACAGCGGUCAGUUUUAUUGUCAUUAAAUAUGUACAUGAGUCUAUGCGUCUCACUGAUAAGGUGGCAUGGUUUGAGGUGUUAUCAAUAAGCUGCUAAUAGCUAUCUCUCUACUACUGUCUCUAUUACUGUCUCAUUCCUUCUUAGUACUGUAUCUGCUUUUUUACUUUCAGACUGAGUGCAAGACAACUGAAUAUUGCCUGCUCUCAGUUACACCUAUGUAAUCCUAAUGAAGCCAAUUACUUUGUAUGGAAAUAGCUGAGAGUUGAAUUUGCUGUUAAUUAUUUUAUACUAAGUUGUCCAGAGGCUUCUGGGCACUAAACAAUUACGGUUUUUAUUAUUUAUUAUAAAGCAGUUUGGAUGAAACUCUUCCAAACCUCUAGACCGAUUACAAUGCAAAGUAUACAAACUGCACUCAACUAAGAAUAGCAAUUAAUAAAGAUUCCAUCAGAGUAAGAAGUACAGUUUUAGGUCACUUACAUUAAUCAUACCACUUACGCAAUGCCUAAUAUACACCAGGCUUUCAUUCCCAUUAUUAUCUUGGCAACUGCCAUUGAAGUAGACACACUCUAACAAAUGGCAAAUGACGUUAGCAGCCCCCACCCUGUAUAUAAUAUAUAUUAAAGCAAUUUAACAAAAUGAACAGCAUAAUAUUAAAAAGCCUUUUCUACUUACCACUUCGAACCUUUAUGGGUUUCUAUCAUCUGUGUAUAUUUGUGUUUAUUUUUAUAUUGUCUGUCUUGUUGAUUUUUAAGUGUCUCAGGUGGAAAUGAGGAGAGAUCUGGUCUUUUCUUAAUAUUUCAGUUCCUGGCUGUCCAGAUGUCAUAUUGUUUUAGAUCCCUACUGAAAAAUAGCCAAACCAUAAAUGCAAAUAUCAAGAUAUUCAGGUUUGUUUCAGUUCCUGCAGAACUAGAAUAUAUCAGCCUAAUUAACUCUCUUCUUUUUUAUGUUUUCUUUUUUGCCCUUCCAAUAAUAAUGUCAGUGGGUUGUUUUGUGACUGAGUGGCAUCCAACAUUACUGGCAGGGAUAUAAGUGCUGAGCUCCCAUAGACUUCAGUUGGAGUUGUGUAUGCUCAAUGCUUUUGAAAAGCCACCAUUUCAAAACUAUGAUUGGGAUUUUCAGAAGUAAUGUGAGAGAUUUAUGCCCUCAGAUCGCAUUGAGUUUCAGUGCAAGUUGGGGCCCUAACUCUCUUAGGCACCUUUUGAAAAUUCCACCCAACAAGGACCAAAAAUAAUCCCUCUUGUGGAAAAUGAUUUUUGUGUGUAGUUUUUCUUUAACUUCUUUCUGUGAUCUUUGAGGCAUUCUCUGACAAACCAAUGAGAAUCACUUAAUAUACAUUUGACUGUUAGGUGCCAUGAGUUUUUAUGGGACUGUUUUUACAAUACCAAGUAUGCACAUGAAGAAAAGCAAGAAUGCUUGGGGUGAAAAUUUUUUGUCUCUAAAAGGUGCUGUUGCUAUCAGUACCCUUACUGCCAGCCCUGUAGAGCUACAGUAGGGUGGCCCCUUUUUAAGAAGGCUUACCUUACCCCAAAAACAUCAGCUUUUCCUUUCCCAUGGCAACGACUCAGGGUGGUGUUGAAGGUUAUAGUGAGAGGUUCUCUCCGCUUUCAUUUUGUUUUAUCCUGCAGAGACUUACCUUCUUUUGCACCUACGUUUCACCAGCUGUGGAAUUUCUUUGGUCAUGGGGACUGUUAUCAUCUUUUAAAACCAAAUGGCGCACUUUCACUGUGUGCUCAGGGUGCUACUGAAUAAUGCAGAGACUGAAAAUAUGACCUGCAAAAUACUGCCAGCCCAAGAGCCUGAGAAUCCCAAGAGAAAACCUGAAUCUAGGUGCCUCACUUUUUAGUGCUUCUUGUGCAACUGGUCAAACCAUCAGGCAGCCACUCUUAAUUUACACUGGGUUGUAUUUAUUAUGUAAUAUUAGAGUCCGUUGUAUUUUAACAAUGUACAAAUUACAUUGUACAGUGUUUGUGCUUCUAUAGUUGGUGAGCAUCUAAUACAAAAUGAGCUUUUAAGUACUGGCCUGUUUGUUACAAAAAUAUCUGAAAAUGUGUAAAUUAUUUCUGAUACUAUGUAUUUUAACAGAGUAUUAGAUGAUAUCUCUUGUGGUCUUUGUCUUUUAUUGAAGAUGCAGUGAGUUUUAAAAAUUACAUUGAAACCUAUAUAUUAUUCAUUGGACCAAAACCCUUUUUGGCCUAAAGUUUUUCAUUGGGCCAGUCUGUUUUUAUUAAUAUAGCUGCCUCAGUUGUCUUACCUAUUUGUAAAGUAUUGGGUUAGUAUUUUAGUACCUCAGACACCACCAAAGCUAUUUCUUCCCCUCACAGAAUUAGUUUCUGGAAUUGUACGUAAGGAAAUUUAUGAAAGCAAUUUCUUUUAAACUUGUUAUGCCCACAUUUUUUAUUGCCAUAACCGGAGAACUUGUACUUAACUUUUUUGAAAAUGUGAGAAACUGGGAAUUUUUUAUCAUCUUUAUUGUGUAGCUAGUUUUCAUGGCAAAAUUCAUUGUUUUUCCCAUAGAAAAAAUUAUUAAAGGGGACAGAAGCUUAUUUUUCAGUAGGUCUCUAAAAUGUAUACUUUGUAAUGGUUCAGGAUGUAAGAAAUGUAUAAGAAGUAACAUGAGGAAGCUAUUCAAAAACUGUCAUCAGCUGAGAAGAUACAUAUACUGUAUGUCUGAAACUCACAGACUUUAUAAUAAGGGUGACUAGCUGUACAUUUUAGUGCCUUUUUUCUUGUACAAUGUGUAAUCAUAAAUUACUAAACAGAAAUAACUAAAUUUCUGACAAAAUGUACCUACUUAUUGUUAAUGGGAAAAGUAUAUUGACAGGAAGGUCUUAAUAAAUCAUCAAUUAUUAAG
Malaclemys terrapin pileata is the source of this 12085-nucleotide messenger RNA. RefSeq names its product Myb/SANT DNA binding domain containing 3 (gene MSANTD3). Lineage: Eukaryota; Metazoa; Chordata; Testudines; Emydidae. Bases 135 to 962 code for a protein of 275 amino acids. The transcript has 3 exons. The record is from RefSeq and is a predicted model, not a curated record.